GUAAAUAUGAAAAAUAUGUAAAUACCCAGGUUUAGAGGAAAUGCAGUGAGUGUACUGUGGUGAGGUCUUUCUGAAAACAUUUGGCAGUAUGUGUUAAAACCUUAACACCUGCUUGCUCUAAUCCAGAAUUCCUCGUUAAUAAUUCAUCCUAAAGAACAAUCAUGGAUAAAUGUCAUAGUUUAGCUUCUAGAAUGCUCAUUGAUGCAAUGAUUCUAUUCAGAAAAUUUAGAGACAAUCUCAUGUUCAAAACAGCAAAUCAGUUAAAUUAUGGUACAACCAGCCACUUAGGGGAAUAGAAUCAACCAUGAAAGUCAUGAUGAACAUCAGGGGUCAGCCAACUUUCCGUAGAAGGCCAGGAAAGAAAUACUUUGGACUUUAUGGGCCACACAUCAUACACUAUAUCACCUAUUCUUCUUUCAUUGCUUUGCAACCCUUUUUAAAACUAAAAACCACUCAGAACGGGCAGGCUGUGCAGAAAUCCAACCCACAGGCCAUUUGGCCAGCCCUCAAUGGAGAUAAAUAUGCAUUAAUAUGUUUAUGAAAUGAGUUAGGUGCAAUAUAUAACAUGCAAAACUGUGGGUAAGAAUGAUUUAAUCUUAGUUUAGAUGGGUGUGUGUGUGUGUGUGUGUGUGUGUACACUAGUUCAGUUUAUAUACAUAUGUAUAUAUAUUUACACACACACAGUAGACAAAAGACAAUUAACCACAUUCAGGGACAAUUGCGCACUGUGUUUUCGGCUGUUUCUACAAUGGUUGGGUAUUACUGUAAUACGAGAAGAAGUCAUUUUUACUUUCAUGUUUAGAAUACAGCCUGAAAAUUGGGAAAGACUGACUUCCAUCCCAAAACCUGUCCUCCAUUUCUCCAUUAAGCAAAUCACAUCACUUUUAUUGUUCUCAGUUUUCCACCAAUUAAAGAAAAAAAAAAAAAAUACAACCCAUGCCUCAACUAGGACCAUAGGCGGGUUAAAGAGAAUGUAGUUGUCAAGAAGUCAGGUUGUAUUAGAGCACUGGGAGCGAUAUGGUUAGACAUUGGGAUUUGUUUCUGAUUUUGUUUUCUAAACAGUAUCUUUAGAACCACCAGAGUUUGAUAUUGUUGACUUUACGGACCACAUUAACGUCAAUGUGAAUUUCCCACCUGUUAUGCCCAAGAUACUAGAUGGAGAAGUAUUACAGUUUUACUUAUCACUCAUCAUCGAAGAACAGUCAGCGGGGAUUGUCAAGAAGCAUAACCCCACACUAAAUGAAAACAUCACUGGAAAUUUCACUUACGUCAUCGACGGGUUACUUCCAAACACAAACUACUGUGUAUCUGUUUAUUUUAAGCCUAGAUAUCUGGGAACAAUCCAUAGAUCUCCAGUAAAAUGUACCCUCCUUCAACCUGCACAGGACACAGGGUCAUCAGAAUCUGCCAAAAUAGGAGGAAUAGUUACUAUGUUUUUCAUAGCUACUGUCUUCAUAAGCACCAUAAUAAUACUGAAACGGGUUGGUUAUAUAUGCUUAAGAAGUGAUUUCCCCAAAGUUUUGAAUUACAACUCGUCAGCCUGGGUAUUCCCUGAGAUGCCACCAGUAGAAGCAGUGGCUUUCGUGGAGGUGAUUCACGUUAACAGGAAGAAGAAGGUGUGGAAUUACAAUUACGACGACGAGAGUGACAGCAAUGAUGAAGCCGCAGACCCUGUGACAAGCACCGGUGGCUAUACCAAGCAUGGGCUAAUGGGUGGGCUUCUCCGUCCCACCUCUGCCUCCUUGGCCACAUGCGGGGACUGCCUGGAGUCCAACACUGAGGAGGCUGACCUGUCUGAGCAGGACUCUGAGCCGCUGAUGACACCAGGGCCCUGCCCCAGGGGGUGGGAAUGCGCAAGUGGGGCCUACGAGGGGAGAGGGAAGCUGCUACAGGACCCCCUUUCCGAGGAGGACAGCAGCUCCACGGAAGAGGCUGGGGACAAAAUUACCUUCAAUGUAAAUCUAAGCUCUGUGUUCGUGAGCGCCCUCGAUGACGACUCAGAAGUCCCUCCAGGGUUACCAAGUUUUCCAGAAGAGACGUUCGACCUCAAGGAUUCCCAUCAACUGGAAACAAGUUUUCUGGCGGCCCACGGGGAAGGGACACAGCCACCCUCCCCCACCCCCUCGGCAGAGUGCCCGUGGCCUGAAGAUGUGCUUUCUGAUAAAAGUGACAGUUCUGAGUCAGAUGUUGACAUCGGGGACGGCUAUAUAAUGAGAUGAACCCCCAGAAUAUUUAAUGAACGUGGACUCACCAAUACCUUCAUGGUUUCCCCCCCUGCACUGUCACUUCCUCCCUUGUGGUCUGUAGUGUUCCCCAGGGAAAGUGUUGGAGACUGCGGCCGGCUCCCCCCGGGGUUGGGGGGGGGGUGGUUCCUGGUGACGGCAUCUGUGCAAAUUACCAGUGUGGGAGAGGAGUCGGAACCGGAACCGGACCUGCGGAUCCUUCAGUGCCUUGUUUACAUGUGGUUUGCAGGGGUGGUGCAGGGCCCUGCAAGAUUUCUGGGAAAUAAUGAAAUUAGCCAGGGUGGGAGUGGGGAAAGAAAAGAAAGACACUCAGCGGGGUUCUGAGCAGGUACAGGAGCAGUCUGCAGUGUUGAGUCCAGCAGGCUCAAGGAAGGAGCCAGAAAGCAGGCAGGAAAAGAGAAGGAAGGGAAGGCAGCCGGAGGGAAAGGCAGGGGACCCACAAAGAAACAGAAGCACAUGUUGGAAGGAGGGAAGGUCCAGCCCAGUCUAGGGCUCCUCCCACAUGUAAUAUUCUGUCACCUACACUCAGAGAAUUUGGCUCUCGGCCACUUGGCCAGCCCUCCUCAAUCUGAGUGAGGAAGACAAACUCACACACAUCAGUAACUCUAGCGUCAGGCAGGUGACUAAUAGGAAACAUUUGCAUGAGAGAGGGGGAUAGAAUCUCAGUGCCAAAUUUUAAAAUAAAAAAAAAAAACGAGAACAAAUGGAAAAUUGUUUCAAAGUCUUCAGAAGAGAUAAGUCACAAAAUUUCUGGAGAGCCUAUUUAACAAUUUAAGAAGUGAUGUGUGCGCUGAUUCCAAGUGUCCUAUGUGUGACCAAAGUUCCUGUGUUGGGGGGGGAGGGAGGGAAGUUCUAGAACAUCAUGUAGCAAACCACACAAGAACUGGGACUCAGGUCUGACUCUGCUGCUAUUUCCCUGUGUGACCCUGGGUACUUUGCUUAGCCUCUCUGAGCCUCAGUUUCUUCAUUUAGGAAAUAAAGGGAUUGGACUAGGUAAUCUCCAAGAUCCUGUGGUGCUAGGAGAAAUAUUAGAAAAUACAUAGGAAUGAAGACUCUGGUGGAGGUGCUACAACCCUGAGAAGCCCCUAGGGUGAACCAACUCUAUGGGACCUCCUAUCUCAUUCCCCUUGCCCCAAGAGCAGGCUUCUCAGACCUUUCUUCUAGAUCAAUUCAAAAGGGGGAAAACAACUAUUAUGCGUCCUGGUUCAAGGACUUUGAAGAGAUUGUUUUUAUGACGGUUCAAAAGUAACUCAAAAGAGGGAUGUGAGAGGAGAAGGGAUUAUUUAAUGACGUGAUGAAAUUCCAUAGGAACGGGACCUUUUCAUGUGACCAGUUCAAUUCUCUGCCCUCUUAAAUCAUCUCUCAUAUUUUGAAAGCUUUCCAGAGUGAUCUUUUGGAAUACCCUUUUUAUAGCUUUUAUGCAUGUGUGUAUGUGUUUUAUAUUUUGUAUAAUUGAAGCUGGUGAAGGAUAAACACUUUUUAAUAAAACUUGGUAAUGUCCUCA
This is a messenger RNA of Leptonychotes weddellii (Weddell seal), 3747 nucleotides long. The record is from RefSeq and is a predicted model, not a curated record. NCBI's taxonomy places the organism in Eukaryota, Metazoa, Chordata, Mammalia, Carnivora, Phocidae.